Molecule: messenger RNA, 1141 nt
Organism: Mangifera indica (mango)
Lineage: Eukaryota; Viridiplantae; Streptophyta; Magnoliopsida; Sapindales; Anacardiaceae
Exons: 1
Coding region: 72-968 (298 amino acids)
Molecular function (GO): S-adenosylmethionine-dependent methyltransferase activity
Source: RefSeq, a predicted model, not a curated record
UUUAUUCACUUAUAUAGGUCAAUGGUGUGAACAGAACAUGACAGCAAGCAGCCAGGCCAGCGCCUAGCGCCAUGCCCAAACAUGGAAAUUGCAGCGCAGGCACAUAUAAACAACCAUCUUAUAUUCCCCUUUCUUAUCCAUCCUCAUUCUCUCUCUCUCUCACUUCGUCGUCAAAACACAAACACUAUUUUCAUGCAGACAUGACGACCGUCACCAUUACCAAACUACCCCUCCUCCUCAAGCCCUUCUUCCUUUCUCUCUUCCUCUCCCUAUUCUUCCUUCUCCUCUUCGCCUUUUCGCAAACGCCCCAUCACCGGAAUCCCACCCUUCAAUCAACUUCAACACAGCACUCCAAAAACGCCUCCCACGACCUCCGUAUCCGACCCGGUUACUCAUCCUACGAUGCGUACAUCCAGCGUCAGUUAAACAAAACUCUCAACCCCAAGCUCCGGAAGAUCUGGACCACCCGUGACUGGGACCGCAAGGUUAGCGUCUUCGCCAAUUUCUUCCAAAGCUUAAAACAAAGAAACCUCCUUUCCAACAAUUCAAAAGCGUUGUCCAUCGGCGCGCGUGUCGGCCAAGAAGUGGCGGCACUUAAGCAGGUGGGCGUCUCCGACGCGGUGGGUAUAGACUUGGUGCCGUAUCCGCCGCUUGUUGUUAAAGGAGACUUCCACGCCCAGCCUUUUGAGAAUGAGACUUUUGACUUUGAGUUCUCCAAUGUGUUUGAUCACGCUCUGUAUCCGUGGAAAUUUGUUGGGGAGAUCGAACGGACCUUGAAGCCCGGCGGGAUUUGUGUUCUGCACGUGGCGAUUUCACGGCGAGCUGACAAGUAUUCGGCUAAUGAUCUGUAUAGUGUGAAGCCAUUAGUUGAAUUGUUCAAGGGGUCUGAAUUGGUUGAAGUUAGGAAGGAUGUUGAUGGCUUUGGCCUUGACACAGAAGUAGUUUUUAGAAAAAAACACAAAAAUUAACCAUUUUUUAUUAUUAUCCCUAUUCUUUAUUUUGUUUUUCAUUCAUUCAUAUAUAUAUAUAUAUAUAUUAUAAAUGAUUUCAUGUCUACCCAGAUUCAAAUUUCCAAUUAUCUGAUACAUGUUUGAUGUAAUCAAGUUAAAGAAUUGAUUAUAAAAUGUCAUAACAGUGUUCA